AUGCGAUUUAGUGACUUUAUUAUACAUCAAUACCCACAAAAAAAUUGUUUUAGCUCUACAACAGCACACUCAGUUGCAAUCGAAUUCGGAUCAUAUAUAGUCAGGGUUAUCAAGUUUGUAGUGGAACAGAACCGAGCAUAUCAUUACUCCCCUAUACCUAGUCGAAUAGCGAUACGGUUUUGUAAGUAUCAUAUAUGAUUCAUAUAGUGGCGGCGCCAAGGGUGGGCUGGGGUGGGCUGAGCCCACCCUGG
Rotaria sordida is the source of this 251-nucleotide messenger RNA. The record is from the annotation of a GenBank genome assembly. NCBI's taxonomy places the organism in Eukaryota, Metazoa, Rotifera, Eurotatoria, Philodinida, Philodinidae.